Messenger RNA from Trichosurus vulpecula (common brushtail), 5496 nucleotides. RefSeq names its product Yes1 associated transcriptional regulator (gene YAP1). Gene Ontology annotation, molecular function: transcription coactivator activity; transcription corepressor activity; protein binding. The transcript is spliced from 9 exons. NCBI's taxonomy places the organism in Eukaryota, Metazoa, Chordata, Mammalia, Diprotodontia, Phalangeridae. Bases 165 to 1706 code for a protein of 513 amino acids. Gene Ontology annotation, cellular component: cytoplasm; nucleus. Gene Ontology annotation, biological process: hippo signaling; positive regulation of transcription by RNA polymerase II. The record is from RefSeq and is a predicted model, not a curated record.
ACUAGGAGGAGGAGGAGGAGGAAAGAGGGGAGGCCAGCCCAGCCGCCUGCGGGGCCCCUGGUCCUCUCCGCCUCCCAAGUUCUUUCUAGUUGCGGGUCCGGGGCUGUCCCGGACGGGCGGAGCCCUCCCCUCGCCGGGUUAGGGGUGCGUGCCGGGGGAGAGCCAUGGAUCCGGGCCAGCAGCCGCCGCAGCCGCCCUCGCAGGGCCAGGGGCAGGCUCCGUCGCAGCCCCCCCAGGGUCAGGGUCAGGGACCACCGACUGGCCCUGGGCAGCCGGCGCCUCCAGGGGCUCCGGGCUCCCAGGCUGCGCCGCCGCCCCCAGCCGGGCAUCAGAUAGUGCACGUCCGGGGGGACUCGGAGACCGACUUGGAGGCGCUCUUCAACGCCGUCAUGAACCCCAAGACUGCGAAUGUGCCCCAGACAGUCCCCAUGCGUCUCAGGAAGCUGCCUGACUCCUUCUUUAAGCCGCCAGAGCCCAAAUCGCACUCCAGACAGGCUAGUACUGAUGCAGGGACUGCAGGAGCCCUGACUCCUCAGCACGUCCGAGCCCAUUCCUCUCCAGCCUCAUUACAACUAGGAGCUGUUUCCCCUGGGACACUUAGCCCCUCUGCAGUAGUCUCUGGCCCAGGAGCUGCACCCACUGGUCAACACCUCCGACAGUCUUCUUUUGAGAUCCCAGAUGAUGUACCUCUACCAGCAGGCUGGGAGAUGGCCAAGACAUCAUCUGGCCAGAGAUACUUUUUAAAUCACAUAGAUCAGACGACAACAUGGCAGGACCCCAGGAAGGCAAUGCUUUCACAGAUGAAUGUUACAGCUCCCACCAGUCCACCAGUCCAACAAAACAUAAUGAAUUCAGCCUCUGGGCCCCUUCCCGAUGGAUGGGAACAAGCCAUGACCCAGGAUGGAGAAAUUUACUACAUAAACCAUAAGAACAAGACCACCUCUUGGCUAGACCCAAGGCUUGACCCUCGUUUUGGUAAAGCUAUGAACCAGAGAAUCAGUCAAAGCGCUCCUGUGAAGCAGCCGCCCCCCCUGGCUCCCCAGAGUCCCCAGGGGGGUGUAAUGGGUGGAGGUAGUUCCAAUCAGCAGCAGCAGAUGAGACUGCAACAGUUACAGAUGGAAAAAGAGAGACUUCGACUGAAGCACCAAGAACUGCUUCGGCAGGUGAGGCCACAGGCAUUGCGGAAUGUCAAUCCCAGCACAGCAAAUUCUCCAAAACGUCAGGAAAUAGCUCUCAGGAGCCAAUUACCAACAAUGGAACAAGAUGGUGGAACUCAGAAUCCGGUAUCCUCUCCUGGAAUGAAUCAGGAACUGAGAACAAUGACUACAAACAGUUCUGAUCCCUUUCUCAACAGUGGCACCUAUCAUUCCCGAGAUGAGAGUACAGACAGUGGGCUGAGCAUGAGCAGCUAUAGUGUACCCAGAACCCCAGAUGACUUCCUGAACAGUGUUGAUGAAAUGGAUACAGGUGAUAGUAUCAGCCAAAGCAACAUACCCUCACAGCAGAACCGUUUCCCAGACUACCUUGAAGCCAUUCCAGGGACAAACGUGGACCUUGGGACACUGGAAGGAGAUGGAAUGAACAUAGAAGGGGAAGAACUGAUGCCAAGUCUUCAAGAAGCUUUGAGUUCUGACAUCCUUAAUGACAUGGAAUCUGUUCUGGCUGCCACCAAGCUAGAUAAAGAGAGCUUUCUUACAUGGUUAUAGAAGCCUCAGGGAGACUGAAUUCUACAUCUGUGAAGGAUCUAAAGAAAUGAGACGUUUGCAUCUUAAUUUUCCAAAUAAGCCAGUGUGGCAGACUUUUGGCUUACUUAGAGCUGAACCAACAACCAGCAAGAUUCUUUCAUCCCAAUAUUUUGCUCUUCCUUGUCCGUUGCUGCUGUUAUAUAUUGCUGACCUCUUUUACAGUUGGCUCUGAAGAAUCCACAACUUUUGUUUUGAUCUUUUAUUUCUAUUGCUGUUGCAACUACUGUUCAUUUUGGGGGUUGGGGGAAAUGAGCCCGUCUGGCUGAUGAAUACCAUUCCUUUUGCCCAAUUAUGUGUUCACCUAUCAUUUUAGCUAAGUGCUCUGACUUGUGAGUUAAAUGCUACGUGUCACAGCUUGUAGUUUAUUCAAGUAGUUGUCUCUUCAGCUGCCUGUGGCAAGUGGGAAAACAUGACUUACUGGUCUGACAAGCCAAAAACGAUGUAUCUGAUCAAAAGAACUCAACGCUGACAUGGAGGAGGGUACAGCUCAAGCUGAGAGUGAGCAUUGUGUUGGAUAUUCAGUAUUUUCCUCUGUUAGCUCUGUCAUAAGUCACAUAGCGCCCAGGAUUUUACGUUAAGGUAUUAAAAGGCAUGGGACGAUUUCUGUAGAAACACAUGAAUUAUUGCCACAUAUUCUAGCCUAAUUUUUGUCUGUCAGAAAUGAGACAAUUUAUCAUAUUAGUGAACAUAGUAGCUAUAGUUUGGGAGGGUUAUUGUAGUUUUCUUUAUGGUGAAAUCUACAUUUCCUGGUUUCAUAGUCUUAUUUAAAUCUUGAUUGUCUGCCCUUUUUUAUACAUAUAUAUUAUAUAUACUUACAAUAUGUUUAUGUUAGACUGAUAGAUGAAUAUAUAGUUUUAUAUGUUUUCCUUUUAACUUUUCAAUUUAUUUUUUAAAAGGUAGUUUUGAAUGUAUCCAUUUAGAAUACAUGACCAGUGGCUUAUUUUUCAUGCCUAUAACUAAAAUGCGUAGUUUAAAUCUGUUUGGGGGCAGUCCAAAGGUAUGUAGCAGGGGGAGGAGAAUGUUCCAGACAGAGGUCCUGCGUUAGCACCCUGCACUCUGUGAGCACGAAACAAAUAUGAUCUUAUCAAUUUGAGAGGAACGAACAAAAAGAAUGCUUUUCCCCUUGCUUUAAGCUAGUGAAAAUCAGUAAGGAAAAUAACAUUCACAACAGAAGAAGGCUUUAUUAAAAGCUUUCCCUUACUCUUGUCUUUGAAGACAAUGCAAGAAAGAAAGCCUCAUGCAAUUCAACAAAUAUUUGUUUGCCGAACCACCUACAACAUACAGAGAGCUGAGCUCUGGGGGAGUCUUAAGGUUCACAAUGCUUACCAGACUGUCCUAACAAAAUGCAAGAACCUCUGUGCUGGAAAUUUGCCCUAGAUAGAAUGUAGAAGACUAUAAGGCUAUGUGUUAACUGGCAAAGGGAUCAGGUAAUGAAUUCAGUACAUUUUGAUAGAUGAAUUGAGGACAGCGAUAGAGAGAUGAUAUCUUUAUUUUUAACAGGAAGAGAUGUUAGGCUACAUUAUCUGCGAGAGUAAUGACAUUUCCAAAGAGUAUCUUUUUUAGUGAACAAAAUGAGCAGUGAAUCAACUCUUCAGUAUAAGCUAUGAAGUAAUUUCUUGUUUAUCAUUUAUAGAGAUACUAACUAGCACCUCUAUAAUUAAGGGUCUGUCAGUGUUUCCAUGAUAAGCCCUUAUUUUCAAGGGUUUUAUAACUUAGCCAUUAAGGAAAAAAAAAUCCUGGCCAAAGCUUGGUUUGAAAAGUCUUGGCUCAAAGGAUAGGUAUUUUUUUUUCUAAUUAUGCCUUCUGAGUAGUUUGGCCCUUGGACUUAGAGGAGUGCAAAAGUGAAAGCCAGAAGUUUAAUGUUAGACAAUGUCAGUGCUCCAAACACUCAAUCACUGUGUUGUAUAGAAUGAUUUCCAGGUUGAUGGUUCAUAGUAGUUGACUUUAGGAAUUUUUAUUAAGCAAAAAAAGCAGUGGAGAAAUUGAGUAUGGGGAAAAUGCACUGUGUAAGUGUGCUAAUCUUUUAGAACAAUAGAAUACUGUUUAGAAUGCACAAUAUAGUAUGUAGAUGGUACAGCAUGUUUUUUUUAAUGUGCAGAAGAUCAAAGCUACUCUGAAGGAGAACUAAAAUUCUGUUCUGCCAAUGUCACAAAUUAAUGUUUCCUCUUCGGUAGUAGCACAUAAACUUGGGGGUCUUGUAAUGUUAAUGGGACCUUGAUAGAGAUUUUAGGGUUGUUGUUUUUUUCCUUCCCUUCCAUUAAACACUACUCUGUCUUGCCACUUGGUCAGUUAAUAUUAUUCCAAAAUUUAAAGUCAUUUAAGUAAUUUGAUAUAAAAUCACAAAACAGGAAUAUCUAGAUCUUAUAAUUUCCCUUCUACUGUAGCUUGCCAAUUUAUACCUUAAUGUUGUGUAGCUUCUCGGCACACAUCACUGUAUACUGAUGUCAGAUGUCCAGUGUGCUAGAGGCUUCUUUCUAGUCACAUCCAUGAUGUUACCUUUAAUAUUUUAUUUUUCCUAUAUAGUUUUUAAAAACUGCUUAAAACUUCUUAUUGGUAGAUUGGGGAUAGCAUUGAUAGGGGUUCUGACCUUAACUGGGUAUUCUUGAAUUGUUUUUAACACUAGACCAAUUUUGUAAUCCUUAGGCUCAUCAACCUUUUAACACUCAUGUUCUUUUCAAACAGGCAGAAAAAUUCUUCCAAGCUGUUUGUCCGCUUGAUGGUCCAAAUUACUUUGGUUUUUCUGAUCAUCAAAAGAAAAUGUUGAUGAAGUAGAUUUUUAAAAAUAAAAGCAUAAAUACGUUUUUAAAGAACAUUUGAUUGAUUAAAGCAAUGAUAUUUUAAUCAGAAUUGAGUGGUCUUAAAUACAUGUUCAGCACUAAAUGUUUGCAUUGUGUACGGAACUCUGGCAGGCAGACUGGGGAAUAUCGGUAAAUUAUAUGAGAAAACAAAUCAUACCAAUCAGUGUUGGAGCUUAAGCAAUGCAAAAGGGGGAGACAGUUUCAAUAUGAUUAACAGUUACAUAGCUUUUGCACAUCUUGGAACUGAGUACUCAGAUGAAUUUCACUUUGUAAGCAUGUUUUUAUAAGACUAGUGGGUGUGCCUAUCUAAGCAAAACUUUUCUGUAUCUUGAAAAAGUACUCUCCACAUUUUAAAUGUUUUAUAUUAGAGAAUUAAAUGAACACUUGUCAAAUAUAUAUAUAUAGUACAAAUGUUACAUUUUUGUUUUAGAUGUAAGAGCAUGCCAGUAUGUUAGGUACCUAUUAUACUGUUACAUUAUUUUCCCUUAUGUAAUACUUUUCCAUUUGUUUAUUGUGGUAUAAAUAUAUACUUUAUGCUUAAACUCACCUUCGUUGUUUUUAACAGUUAGUAGUAUUUAAAGCCGUUUUGGUUCUUAGCCAUAGAUAGCAUUUGAAUUUUUAAGUCCAGUUAUGGUGUUUUGUUUUGUUGUUUUUUAAGCUUCUGUACUCAACCCUUAGCCACCUGUGCAGUCGUGGACGCUGUCACUUGUAACACACAGAAGCAUCGCUGUUCAUGUUCCCUGAGGACUUGCUAUGCAUGACAACACAGCACCAAGAAAGCUGGGAAGAAUAUCAUUAUACCUUCUGUGACAGCCUGCAGUUUUAUUUCCCCAAUCUGUCCCCUUGGUGCCUUGGAAUUUUCACACUUACGUUAGUGAAUACCUCAUUUUGGCAGAUUCUAGGCUUCCAAUGUCUGUCGUAGGUUUGUUAAUAAAGACAUUCCAGAACUUAAA